Molecule: messenger RNA, 8405 nt
Organism: Molossus molossus (Pallas's mastiff bat)
Lineage: Eukaryota; Metazoa; Chordata; Mammalia; Chiroptera; Molossidae
Gene: TNRC6A
Product: trinucleotide repeat containing adaptor 6A
Exons: 25
Coding region: 324-6167 (1947 amino acids)
Biological process (GO): positive regulation of nuclear-transcribed mRNA poly(A) tail shortening; miRNA-mediated post-transcriptional gene silencing
Cellular component (GO): nucleoplasm; P-body
Molecular function (GO): nucleic acid binding
Source: RefSeq, a predicted model, not a curated record
AGAAACAUCAACAUUGAUCGGUUUCCUCCUGCGUGCCCCCUAUUGGGGGUCAAGCCCGCAACUCAUGCUUGUGCCCUGACUCAGAAUCUAACCAAUGACCUCUUCUUGGUGCAUAGGUGGACAGUCUCUCUCAUCUUACCUUCUAGUUCAUAUCCCUUGAAUCGCUCCUUGUCUGCCCGAUAUUCAUAAUGUUCCUUCUGGAAAGCUUCCUCAAGAGUGAAAAUGAAUCUGUAUGCAACAUUAUUUUUAUUUCUUAAUACAUUUUGGGAAAGUUAAUUGCAACUGUAUGGUUCAGGGAUUUAGUGCAAGAAGAAGAACAGUUGAUGGAAGAAAAGAAAAAGAAAAAAGACGACAAGAAAAAGAAGGAAGCUGCUCAAAAGAAGGCCACUGAACAAAAAAUCAAAGUGCCAGAACAGAUAAAGCCCAGUGUAAGCCAGCCUCAGCCUGCCAACUCUAAUAACGGCACUUCCACAGCAACCAGCACUAAUAAUAAUGCCAAGCGAGCCACAGCCAACAGUCAGCAGCCGCCACAGCAGCCACAGCAGCAGCCACAGCAACCACAGCCACAGCAACCGCAGCCACCACAGGCCUUGCCUCGGUAUCCUCGGGAAGUACCACCACGAUUUCGCCACCAGGAACAUAAACAGCUUCUAAAGAGGGGUCAACAUUUUCCCGUCAUAGCAGCAAACCUUGGAUCUGCUGUUACAGUGUUAAGCAGCCAGUCAGAAAGCAGUGCUUUAAAAAACCAACACCCACAAAAUAACGGAGAGGUGCAGAACAGCAAAAACCAGUCAGAUACAAACCACAAUACUUCCGGAUCUCAUUAUGAAAAUUUGCCGUGGGGACCUGUGUCUUCUUCUAGCGACUCUAGCACAAACAGUAAGGAUGCUGUUGUAAACAACUCCCCUGAAAAAGAAGCAUGGCCCUUGGUCCCUGGCAGUGAUCCAGAGUUGGCUUCAGAAUGUAUGGAUGCUGAUUCCACCUCCAGUUCCGAAUCAGAAAGAAACAUCACUAUCAUGGCUUCAGGGAGCACAAGUGGUGAAAAAGAUGGCCUUCGGAACAGCACUGGACUUGGUUCCCAAAACAAGUUUGUGGUUGGCAGCGGCAGCAGCAAUAGUGUGGGUCGUGGAAGUAGUACUGGGCCCUGGGGCUUCUCCCAUGGAGCUGUAAUAAGCACAUGUCAGGUCUCUGUGGAUGCUCCUGAAAGCAAGUCAGAAAGUAGCAACAAUAGAAUGAAUGCUUGGGGCACUGUAAGCUCUUCAUCAAAUGGAGGGGUAAAUCCAAGCACUUUGACUUCAGCUAGCAGCCCUGGUGCCUGGCCAGUAUUAGAGAACAGCGGACUUGCCCUAAAAGGGCCUGUAGGGAGUGGUAGUCCUGGCAUCAAUAUUCAGUGCAGUACCAUAGGCCAGAUGCCUAACAAUCAGAGUAUUAACUCUAAAGUGGGUGGUUCUUCUACCCACGGUACCUGGGGAAGCCUUCAGGAAACUUGUGAAUCCGAUGUAAGUGGUACACAGAAGAUUUCAUUCAGUGGUCAACCUCAGAAUAUCACCACUGAAAUGACUGGACCAAAUAACACUACUAACUUUAUGACCUCUAGUUUACCAAACUCCAGUUCCGUACAAAAUAAUGAACUGCCUAGUAACACGGGGGCCUGGCGUGUGAGCACAAUGAAUCAUCCUCAGAUACAGGCUCCAUCAGUUAUGAAUGGCACUUCCCUUCCUCACCUUAGCAAUGGAGAGUCAAAAACUGCAGGCUCUUAUGGUACUACCUGGGGUGCCUAUGGUUCUAACUACUCUGGAGACAAAUGUGCAAGCCCCGAUGGCCAAGCUGAUGGUGACACUGUGAACGCAACUCUGAUGCAGCCUGGCAUGAAUGGGCCUGUGGGCACUAACUUUCCAGUUAACACAAAUAAAGAAGGUGUGUGGGAGUCGGGGGCCACAAAUCCCCAGAGUGCAUCCUGGGGAAGUGGAAAUGGUGCAAACUCGGGAGGAAGUCGAAGAGGAUGGGGAACUCCUGCACAAAACACUGGCACUAAUGUACCCAGCGUGGAGUGGAGUAAACUGCCUGGCAAUCAGCAUUCCAGCGACAGUGCAAAUGGCAAUGGGAAGAAGUUUACAAAUGGAUGGAAUUCUACUGAGGAAGAGGAUCAGGGUUCUGCCACAUCUCAGACAAAUGAGCAAAACAGUGUGUGGGCCAAAACAGGAGGUACAGUGGACAGUGAAGGUAGUACAGAAAGCACUGGACGCCUUGAGGAAAAAGUCACUGGGGAGAUUCAGAGUAGAGAUAGAAGAAAAAUUGAUCAGCACACAUUACUCCAAAGCAUUGUUAACAGAACUGACUUAGAUCCACGUGUCCUAUCGAAUUCUGGUUGGGGACAAACUCCUAUUAAGCAGAAUACUGCCUGGGAUACGGAGACAUCACCUAGAGGGGAACGAAAGACUGACAAUGGGACAGAGGCCUGGGGGAGCUCUGCAACACAGACUUUUAACUCAGGGGCAUGUAUAGACAAGACUAGCCCUAAUAGUAAUGAUACCUCAUCUGUAUCGGGGUGGGGAGAUCCCAAGCCUGCUCUGAGGUGGGGAGAUUCCAAAGGCUCAAACUGCCAGGGGGGAUGGGAAGAUGAUUCUGCUGCUACAGGAAUGGUCAAGAGCAAUCAGUGGGGGAAUUGCAAAGAAGAGAAGUCCACAUGGAAUGAUUCGCAAAAGAACAAACAGGGCUGGGGUGAUGGACAAAAGUCAAACCAAGGGUGGUCUGUUUCUGCCAGUGAUAACUGGGGAGACACGUCAAGGAGUAACCAUUGGGGUGAGGCUAAUAAGAAAUCUAGCUCAGGAGGUAGUGACAGUGACAGGUCCGUUUCUGGUUGGAAUGAACUUGGUAAAACUAGUUCUUUUACUUGGGGAAAUAAUAUAAAUCCAAAUAAUUCAUCAGGAUGGGAUGACUCUUCUAAAUCUAACUCUUCCCAAGGAUGGGGAGAUCCUCCAAAGUCGAGUCAGUCGCUGGGUUGGGGAGAUUCAGCAAAGCCAGUCAGCUCUCCAGACUGGAACAAGCAACCAGAUGUUGUUGGGUCUUGGGGAGUUUCUUCAGCUCCAGGCAAACCCUCUGGUACAGGCUGGUUGGGAGGACCUAUUCCAGCCCCAACAAAAGAAGAAGAACCCACCGGCUGGGAGGAACCAUCCCCAGAAUCCAUACGGCGCAAAAUGGAAAUUGAUGAUGGAACCUCAGCUUGGGGAGAUCCCAGCAAAUACAACUACAAGAAUGUGAACAUGUGGAACAAAAAUGUUUCAAAUGGCAGCAGCCGCUCUGACCAGCAAGCACAGGUGCACCAGCUGCUGCCGUCUGCAAGUGCCAUCUCAACUCCAGAGGCAGGUGGUGGCUCCGGCUGGGGUGAGCCCUGGGGGGAGCCUUCUACUCCAGCCACAACUGUGGAUAAUGGUACUUCAGCAUGGGGUAAACCCAUAGACAGUGGUCCCAGCUGGGGGGAACCCAUUGCUGUGGCAUCCAACACAUCCACGUGGGGCUCCAGCUCUGUUGGUCCACAAGCGUUAAGCAAAUCUGGGCCAAAAUCUAUGCAAGAUGGCUGGUGUGGUGAUGAUAUGCCAUUGCCUGGAAAUCGCCCCACUGGCUGGGAAGACGAAGAGGAUGUGGAGAUUGGAAUGUGGAAUAGUAAUUCAUCUCAAGAGCUUAACUCAUCUUUAAAUUGGCCACCAUAUACAAAGAAAAUGUCAUCGAAGGGUCUGAGUGGCAAAAAAAGGAGAAGGGAAAGGGGAAUGAUGAAGGGUGGAAGCAAACAAGAAGAAGCGUGGAUAAACCCAUUUGUUAAACAGUUUUCAAAUAUCAGUUUUUCGAGAGACUCACCAGAAGAAAAUGUGCAGAGCAAUAAGAUGGACCUUCCUGGAGCUUUGCUUGUGAGGAAUGCAGGACUGACUAAAGACCCCAGUGCGUUUCUCACAUCCUUGUCCAGGCAGAAGGCAGGAAUGUUACAAGACAAACGAAUGGAGAUAGAUAAACAUAGCCUAAAUAUUGGUGAUUACAAUCGAACGGUCGGGAAAGGCCCUGGUUCUCGGCCUCAGAUUUCCAAAGAGUCUUCCAUGGAGCGCAAUCCUUAUUUUGAUAAGGAUGGCAUUGUAGCAGAUGAAUCCCAAAACUUGCAGUUUAUGUCCAGUCAGAGCAUGAAGCUCCCCCCUUCAAAUAGUGCACUACCUAACCAGGCCCUCGGCUCCAUAGCAGGGCUGGGUAUGCAAAACUUGAAUUCUGUUAGACAGAAUGGCAAUCCCAGUAUGUUUGGUGUUGGAAACACAGCAGCACAACCCCGGGGCCUGCAGCAGCCUCCAGCACAACCUCUCAGUUCAUCUCAGCCUAAUCUCCGUGCUCAAGUGCCUCCUCCAUUACUCUCCCCUCAGGUUCCAGUUUCAUUGCUGAAGUAUGCACCAAACAAUGGUGGCCUGAAUCCGCUCUUUGGCCCUCAACAGGUAGCCAUGCUGAACCAGCUCUCCCAACUAAACCAGCUUUCUCAGAUCUCCCAGUUACAGCGGUUGUUAGCACAGCAGCAAAGGACGCAGAGUCAGAGAAGCGUGCCUUCUGGGAACCGGCAGCAGCAAGACCAGCAGAGUCGACCUCUUAGUGUGCAGCAGCAAAUGAUGCAACAGUCUCGUCAGCUUGAUCCAAACCUGUUGGUGAAACAGCAGACGCCGCCAUCUCAGCAGCAGUCACUCCAUCAGCCAGCCAUGAAAUCUUUCCUUGAAAAUGUCUUGCCCCACACCACACCUGAGCUGCAAAAAGGGCCAUCACCAAUCAAUGCUUUCAGCAACUUCCCUAUAGGCUUGAACUCAAACUUGAAUGUAAAUAUGGAUAUGAACAGUAUUAAAGAGCCACAGUCAAGACUAAGGAAGUGGACUACAGUGGACAGCAUUUCUGUGAACACAUCUUUGGAUCAAAACUCCAGCAAACAUGGUGCUAUUUCAAGUGGUUUCAGGCUGGAAGAGUCUCCGUUUGUUUCCUAUGACUUCAUGAACAGCAGUACUUCACCUGCCAGCCCUCCAGGUUCAGUAGGAGACGGCUGGCCACGUGCCAAAUCGCCCAAUGGCUCUAGCAGUGUUAAUUGGCCACCAGAAUUUCGUCCUGGUGAACCAUGGAAAGGUUAUCCAAACAUCGACCCAGAAACUGACCCUUACGUCACUCCUGGCAGUGUCAUAAACAGUCUUUCAGUUAAUACUGUGCGGGAAGCUGACCACCUCAGGGACAGGAACAGUGGGUCAUCUUCAUCCUUGAACACCACGCUGCCUUCAACUAGUGCCUGGUCAUCCAUUCGUGCCUCCAACUACAACGUUCCCCUCAGCAGUACAGCACAAAGCACUUCAGCCAGAAAUAGUGAUUCCAAAUUGACGUGGUCUCCGGGUUCAGUCACAAACACCUCUCUGGCCCAUGAGCUGUGGAAGGUCCCUUUGCCACCUAAAAACAUCACUGCUCCGUCCCGCCCACCUCCGGGGCUCACUGGUCAGAAGCCACCCUUGUCUACGUGGGAUAAUUCUCCCCUUCGUGUAGGUGGAGGAUGGGGAAAUUCUGACGCCAGGUAUACCCCAGGGUCCAGCUGGGGUGAGAGCAGCUCAGGGAGAAUAACAAAUUGGCUUGUUCUAAAAAACCUUACACCUCAGAUUGAUGGCUCAACUCUGCGCACCCUGUGCAUGCAGCACGGCCCCCUGAUAACAUUCCACCUGAACCUCCCACAUGGAAACGCUUUGGUCCGUUACAGUUCAAAGGAAGAGGUAGUGAAGGCACAGAAGUCUCUGCACAUGUGUGUAUUGGGGAACACUACUAUUCUCGCUGAGUUUGCCAGUGAAGAGGAGAUCAGUCGUUUCUUUGCACAAAGUCAGUCUCUGACCCCUUCCCCCGGCUGGCAGUCCCUCGGGUCCAGCCAGAGCCGGCUGGGCUCCCUCGACUGCUCCCACUCGUUCUCCAGCCGGACUGAUCUCAAUCACUGGAAUGGUGCUGGGCUGGCGGGAACUAACUGUGGAGACCUUCAUGGCACUUCCCUCUGGGGGACUCCGCACUAUUCCACAAGCCUGUGGGGUCCUCCAAGCAGCAGUGACCCCCGAGGAAUGAGCAGCCCAUCCCCCAUUAAUGCUUUUCUUUCUGUUGACCACCUGGGUGGGGGUGGAGAGUCCAUGUGACAGGUAGAGGUAGACUCGUGACCAUGACCUCAAGAUUCGAAGGAAAGGGGCACUAAGUUGAGCUCGCUGCCUGCAGCCGGGGCCACCUGUGGGAACAGCUCUUCUCUGCACAUUUUCCACUUUGUUUUCCCCGAAACAUAUCAGUUUGAAUACUUGAAUCAUGCAGGCCAAUAUAUAAUGUGAAGGUGUCUCGUCCCACUCCCACUGGCGCCGUGCGUGCUGACCGCGUAGUGAGCUCACUUGUGCGUAUUCAUCAUGUUUAGCCUUUGGGUUCUUUUCUUUUUCUUUUUUUCUUCCUAUUCCCCCACCCCACUCCCUUUUGUUAUUGCAAAACCAUUAUUUGGGCUGAUGAUGUAUGAGCUUUUACCUUUGCACUGAAUGAUGUUCUCUCCGUCUGAUCGGCAGUGGGGGGGCAGCUGUUCCGGUGUGAUGUUUACUCAAGGACGUUGUAAGGUGUGUGCUUCUCCACGAUGCCUUGAUGUCCGCCUACCUUACUGUGGUGUCAUGGGGUUUGAGAUCGCGUUAUGAUGCUGACUUAGGACGAUAAAUGAAAGUAUUGCACCAUUUCUUCAUGUUAUAAAACUAAAGAAUUUCGCUCUGCAGUUUGAAAAACUGUGGCCACAGCUGUGACUUGCAGCCCACCUGCCACCCAGGACGGGCCCGCACUUUGAAUAGGCUUUUCCAUUUUCUUUUGAAGGCUCCCACGUUGAACCUUCUUGUUUACAGAUUUUUUUGUUUGUUUUUUGAGAAAAAAAUGUUUACUCUUCCAUCAUUUAAAAAAAAAUUAAAAGACAAAAAAAAAAUGGAGGAUGACUUAAAAAAUGCUUUCUAUCUCUGGGAAAAGGAGCAGCAUUUGGCCAUGUUCUUUUGUUUUUCUAUUCCUGUCCUAAAUCAAAGAGCAUGGUUCUCAGGAAAACCAGUUCCCCAGUUAAAAAAAAUCCUUGUAGUUUCUUAUAGGAAAAGAGGAAACCCCAAGUUCUAGCACUGAUACUAUGUAUUGCUCUGUUAAAGAAUUUUCUCUGCCAAAAAAGAAAAACAAAAAACAAAAAAAUGCUUCAAGCUGGAGUUCGACGUUCUGCUUUCAGACGCUGUCUUUUUAUUAGUGAGUGAUGAUGGUUUGCUAAUAAUCAGUAGGUAAUAAUUUUUGUAAUCCCAUCAAGUGGCUCUCUGUUUCUGCUGUCGUGACUGUGUUAAUGUUUAACUGUUGUACCUUAAAGCUGAAAUCAGUAACUAUGCAUCCUGUAAGCAAGGUAUUGGGCUUACAGAAUCGUUCAUUGUAUAAAGAAAAUUUUAAAUGUUGUUGCGAACUAACGAGUUACACCAUUUUUACAGUUUCUUUCUCUCCUCCCCCCUUUUUUGCCCACAAAUGGUAUUAUAAUGCUUGCUUAGUCGAAGGAGAGACUAAACAAGGGUAAAAAUUUUAACAGAGAAUUUGCCAUCAUUUCAUUGCCUUGAUUCUAACUGUUUGUGUCCUACGAUGCAAAAGAAGUCAGUGGCUUUUAACUGUUUACAAAUAGAAUGUGAUUGUAAAAUGUACAGUUUGGUUGUGUUUAAUUAUGAAAUUUCUUUAGGUAUAAUAAACCAUGACUUUUUGGCUGCUCAACAUUAAUUGUCUCUUUUUUGUGAAUUUAUUUGUACGCUCUUUUUAUAAUGAAAGUUUUCAAGUUGCCAUGUAUGAGGGUUCUCAUAGUGCAACUGAUUAAAAAUCUAAGCAAAUAUUGGAACAUUUUAUCUGAACUUAUCCACAAUCUUGCCCUGAAACAAUGUGAGAACAAUGGGAAACUGUAGCUUGCUCCCUCCGGCCCUCCGAGCACCUGUGGGAUCUUGUUGCUCAGAGCUCCUGUGACUUCAUCUUCCUACCGUUUGUGCCCGUCUCAGGCCUCAGCGAGACCAUCCAGGACAUGCAGCCUGCUGCCCUGGCGGUGCCCUGGCGCUGAGCCCAUGCCUCUGUCGCAGAGCAGGAGGUGCCACGCCCAGACUGGCCUUCUCCUCUGCAGGAGCUCCGGGUGUGACCCCCAGGUCUCGCUCCCCCGGCCAGGUGUAAGCUGGUGUUCAGUCGUUCGAUGUGUAUUGACUUCCAUACUGGUUUUUCCAAAAACCAAAGGUAGCUUUGAAAAACCACGUCUGGAGAUGUUUGGAACGUUGAGCUGAUUGACCUUUUGGGGCUUUGAGAAGUAUAUAAUUGACUUCAUAACUGCGUUAAUUGUAUUGUUCAAGUGUUUGGGAGUUUUUUGCGCU